Molecule: messenger RNA, 2059 nt
Organism: Zeugodacus cucurbitae (melon fly)
Lineage: Eukaryota; Metazoa; Arthropoda; Insecta; Diptera; Tephritidae
Product: putative inorganic phosphate cotransporter
Exons: 4
Coding region: 276-1676 (466 amino acids)
Biological process (GO): transmembrane transport; monoatomic anion transport
Cellular component (GO): plasma membrane
Molecular function (GO): transmembrane transporter activity
Source: RefSeq, a predicted model, not a curated record
GAUAACUUUUUUAGGAACAAUAAUAUUUCGGAAUGCAAAUUUAAAGCAUUACUUAAUUAAUAACUCUGGCGACUAUUUCAAUAACUAUAAAGAAGCGUAACCACUACUUGGAACUUUCAAUUAAAGUGAUCUUUGAACCACCCAAAGUCGUCAACCACUGUUCACUCUAUACUAACUUAAUAAAUAUUACACUGUUAGGAGUUUUCCACAUCUCGAUCGGUUAACUUGUUCUAAUUCAUUUCUCGUCUUACGGUGUCUCAACAAUUCGAUAAAAAAUGACAAAUGUGCGGACAAAUGAUGGUGAAUAUAAAGCACCGCUCUUCGGCGCUCGUCAUGUACAGUGUAUUCUAAUAUUUCUGGGAAUGUCAGCUGCAGUAAUACAGCGUGUAAAUCUCUCGGUAGCGAUCGUGGCAAUGAUGGAUAAGAAUUCCACCAAUCCCGACUUUGAGGAGUAUCAAUGGUCGGAGGAGACAAAAUCAUAUGUGUUUAGCAGUUUCUUUUGGGGCUAUUGCAUAACACAAGUACCGGGCAGUCAGUUGGCGCACCGAUUUGGUGGCAAACAAAUCUAUCUUUGGAGUAUAACGUUGAGUGGCCUCUUGGCUUUAUUAACACCGCUGAGCGUGCGCUUGGGCGACUGGCAACUGCUCUGUGCGUUACGUUUAUGUCAAGGUCUCAUACUGGGAAGCGCCUAUUCAGCGAUACAUACUUUGCUCUCGAAAUGGGUGCCAACCAAGGAGCGCGGCUCUAUGGGCACCUUUUGCUACACUGGUCUGCAAUUUGGUAGCUCAGUGAUUAUGUUAGUUAGCGGUUGGAUUGCCACAUCCUCCUUGGGCUGGCCGGGUAUAUUUUAUUUCUCCGGCAUUUUAAGCAUAAUUUGGGGUGUGAUCUGGUAUUUGUUUGGCGCAAGCACACCCAGAGAGUGCAAAUGGAUUAGUGAAGAUGAGUGUAUGUUCAUUGAAACAGCGUUGGUAACAUCAGUCAAACCGGAGCAUGAGCAUGCAUCCACAAAAACACCUUGGUUGAACAUAUUCACAUCUGUGCCUUUUUGGGUGCUAUUGGUGGCACAGUGCACUUUCACUUGGGGCUUUUGGAUAAUGUUAACGCAAAUACCUUCAUACAUAAAGAGCAUACUUGGAAAGGAUAUGGAGAGCAAUGCAAUUUUGUCAUCGAUACCUUAUCUGUCUAGUUUAUUCUUGACAUUUGCAUUUUGUAUUUUAGAUGACUUUCUGAUUAAACGAGGCUACAUGAGCGUCAAUACCAGUCGUAAGCUGUUCAACACCAUCGGUUUUUGGGUGCCCGUAAUACCGAUCAUACUACUCGGUUAUAUGCGCGCCGAUCAGAGUGAAUUGGCAUUAGCGUUGCUUGUUAUUGCUGUGGGUGUGAAUUCGUCCAGCUAUUUGGGUUUCCUCACUAAUCAUAUCGAUCUAUCACCCAAUUUUGCUGGUAUCCUUAUGGGCAUAGCGAAUUGUGCGGCAAAUAUAAUGAGCUUAUUGGCACCACUAACGGUGGGCUUCAUCGUCACAGAUGCGAAAUGCAUAGAACAGUGGCGUAUCGUGUUCUAUAUCGGCGGUGGUAUGUACUUCAUUGGCAAUUUAUUGUUCGUCUUGUUUGGCAAGACGGAAAUUCAAGCCUGGAAUUACCCCAAGAUAGAGCGGGACAAUCGCCAACACAUUUGAUUCGAAAUUCGUUCAAAAUGGAGAAUAAGAAACUGAGAUAUGAGAAUUAUCAAAUUACAUACUGAUGUUGCUUGAAUAACUGUAGUUUUUUAAUUACGAUUUAGUAUUAUAACAGUAAGUGUAUUUAAAAUAGUUAAAAGUAAUAAUUUUAUCAAGCUAUGGUACUCUGUGUAAGAAAUGUACAUCUGUUGCUAGGUUUUUAUACUGAUUACAUUUCCAACUAACUCUUUCUAGAAAUUCGGAGAUAAAGAGUUACGUGGUCUUAUGCAUUUUUAUCUGUUUAAAAAUAUCGUGCAUACUAUUUGAAUAAUGAUUACAGCGAAUGUAAUGCUAUCAGAUCGUGUCAAAGUAAAUUUGUAUAAAAUAAAACUUUGAGUUAAAGA